Molecule: messenger RNA, 9567 nt
Organism: Oxyura jamaicensis (ruddy duck)
Lineage: Eukaryota; Metazoa; Chordata; Aves; Anseriformes; Anatidae
Gene: TMEM179
Product: transmembrane protein 179
Exons: 4
Coding region: 317-1015 (232 amino acids)
Source: RefSeq, a predicted model, not a curated record
AAUAUUCACAAUCACUCUUCCUCUCUCUCCCCGCUCAAGCCCUGAAGCCAUCAGUAUACAAACAGAGGGGACAGCUCCUGCAGUGGCGGUGCCAGAGGAGGCAUCGCAUCGCAUCGCGCUGCACUGCGCAUCCUCCCUCCCCACCCCCUACUGCUGCAGGCUUCCUCCCUGCAUCCCUCCAUCCUUUCCCCCCCACAUCACUCCCCCCCGGCAGCCCUCCUUCCUGCAUCUCUCCUUCCCGCAUCCCUCCCUCUUCCAUUCCUCCCUCCUGCAUCCCUCCCUCCAUCCCUCCCUCUGCCUGCGCGGAGGCGCGGACAUGGCGCUUAGCAAUUUCCUCUUCGCUCAGUGCAUCUGCUACUUCCUGGCCUUCCUCUUCAGCUUCAUCGUGGUGGUGCCUCUGUCUGAGAACAGCAAUGACUUCCACGGCCGGUGCCUGCUCUUCACCGAGGGCAUGUGGCUCAACGCCAACCUGACGGUGGAGAGGCAGCGCUUCACCGUGCAGGAGUGGGGGCCCGAGGCCGCCUGCCGCUUCAGCAUCUUCACCGGGCUCCUCUCCCUGCUGCUGGCCACAGUGCAGGCCUGGAGGACCCUUUUCUUCCUCUGCAAAGGGCAUGAAGACUCUUUCUUUUAUGCUUUCCUGAAUCUGCUGAUCAGCGCCUUUGUGGUGUUUAUCACAUUUAUUGCUAGCACUAUAGUGAGUGUAGGAUUUAACAUGUGGUGUGAUGCAAUUACCGAAAAAGGAAGCAUGCCAAAUAGCUGUGAAGAAUUACAGGAUAUAGAUCUUGAACUGAACUUAGAAAACUCUGCUUUCUACGACCAGUUUGCUAUUGCACAGUUUGGUCUCUGGGCUGCCUGGCUGACUUGGCUGGGAAUUACCAUUCUGGCUUUCCUGAAGGUUUAUCACAACUACAGACAGGAGGACCUGCUAGAUAGCCUGAUCCAUGAGAAGGAGCUGUUGCUAGGAAGAUCCUCUUCACGAACAUCUUUGCAAGAUGAGAAAAGUGCCAUGAUCUAAAGCGUAAGCAAAUUUCCAGGGCAGGAUCUAGGUUCUAUUAUUCAGUAGUGCAAGCUGAUGUUGAGUCAGAGUACUGAGUGUGACAGAUCUUUUCCUUCUUGAAAAAAAAAAAAAAAAAAAAAAAAAAAAAGCUGUACUUGUGAAUCACCCACUUUCUCAAUGAAAAAAUUGUUGUCAGGAGUAUUUAUAUGAGGAUACAGAGAAUGAACUGCCCCAUGUCCCAUUGACAUUGACAUAGCAAACUUUCUGUCCUGCACAGGCAGGGAGCAGCAUAAUCUGUAACCUGCUGUUGCUAGCAGAGUUCCUGUGUGUUAUCACUGGCUUGCGGGGCAGUGACUGUUUUUGAGGACUGUGCUGGCAAGACCAGGCUACAGAAUCUAGGCUAUUCCUCCGUAUUGUUCUGUAACAACAGUAAUAACUGGAGCUGCGUCCAGUCACUCUUGUCUCUCUCUCCUCCCUUUUGCUAAUAAAGCUGCUCUCAUUCUCACUUUAUUCUGGGCGGUUGUAGCUCUGGUCCGAGUACAGACUCUUGCUGUCUCUGCGUUUGCUAUGUGUGGUCACUGUGCUGACAAACCUAUUGUUUCCACUCUGAUUUUGAUUUUGCUUAGAACAUACAGACCUGUGUUCCAGAUGAUACUUACUAUGAGACAGUUUUAAUGAAUUUCAUGAAACCAUUAUGUUAUCUGUAAAAAGCUGUGUGCCAUCUGAAGGGAUGGAGGAGAAUGUCCGUGUUUUUAUUUAUUCUUAGAGUUCGGCAUGGCCAUCGUUUAUUAUGGCUUCCUGAAGUGUAGUUUAGCUAGCAAUUCCUGAAGCUUGCAUUCUAAGAAGUUAAGCCAAGUUCACAGUAUUAAUGCUUGUGCAUUUAUAAGCAUAACUUGGUCCCUAAUAUUGUAUACUAUUUAGUUCUGAGUAUUAGAGUUUACUUGUGAUAUUUAUUUCAUAUAGAAUAUGCAAAAUUUUUGUAAACAUUUACAUUGUAGGUAUCUCUGUAUAUCUUUCAACAUAGCAAAGAGCAUGAACAGCUGAGCUAUUUUAUAGGCACUCAGUGCUGAAUGGGCCUGUUCUCCCCACUCCUGGGCAAGAGAUCCAGUGCUGAUGAAGUUUGCUCUGCAAAGGGAGAACAGUUACUUUCACAAAGCUCACUUGUGACCUUGUUGUUGCUUUCAGUUUUGCUUGGCCAGCACUUCAAUGAAUAAGGUGGAUGAGAAGUAGCUCUGAUAAUUAAGAAUUACUUAGGUGAGUGUGGGAUUGCAUGGCAGAGAACUAAAGUUGUGCUAGAAUAAGGCAGUUAUACCCAGGUGCAUGAUGCACAGUAGAUCUUUUUCAACAGGAAAUUUAAGCAAGAAGUUAAGUUUAAGUAGCAGAAGAAUUUCAGGGAGCACCCUAACACUGCCUGUGUCAGCUGAGCUUGAGCUGACAUUGAAUUUAUUGCAAAACAAGUGCAAACCAUGUACUUCUAUACUGCUUUGUAAAUAGGAAACGGGGAGAAGACAGCUGGCUUCUCUCCCAUCAGAGCAGAAGCAUGGGGCAAGCAAAGCCAUGUAAAUUUACCGUUGUCUUCUGAGGACUAUAUGGUGCAUAAAGUUAAGUACCUGCUUAAGUAGCUGAAACAGAAUUUGAAGUCAUAACAAAUCCUUUAAUUUGUAAGGAUUUUAGGGCAUAAAAUCUAGCAUCACAUUUAACAACUAAAUUGUUCCCUCAGAUUUAGGAAAAAAAAUUGGCCAUGUGGUGUAAGCCGUGAGUUCACCCUGUGAACGUCUCUCGUAGCCCCAGCUGGCCAUGGCUGUCUGUAGGGAGACCUUGUUUUCCACUGUGAUUUUAAACCACAAGGGAAUGCAGUUCCUCUGAAAGCUUUACAACAGUGGCUUUUUUUUUUGUAGUUGUGAAUUGAAAUAAGAGGAAAAGUUCCUAAAGGGGGAAUCAGAGAUUAGUUAAUUGCUAUUAACACUAGUUAACACCAAUUUAAAAUUCAGAGACCAGGACUACUGGAGUUUUUCUUUUAUUCAAUUAGUCUAAUAGGAAAGACAUUCCUUCAGUUACCCAAGACCUUUGCCAGGGCAUGACCUUCCCCUUCUAACCAGGAAAAAGUGCUUAGGAUGUGAAAGUUACCUUGUUUCCUCUGCUUCCCCAGUUGCUUCUCUGACUAUAAAAGACACUACUUCCCUUUCCAACCUCACCUUGAAUUUAAGACUCAUGAGUGAUGUCUCCUUCCACAAAUACCUUCAGUGCAUGCCUAACUCCUUGCAUGGGAUCACGCUGCUGCUUUGUAUAGUACGAUGUCUGUAUGUGCCAAAUCAUACUUAGGCUGCAGUAGCACGUGUGUUGCUGGUCUUGCCUGGGGGUCUUAAGAACUGGGGGGCAGAUGGCAGUGAGUGUCUCCUCCUUAUCACUCCUCUGAGGCACCAGGGCUCAAGCCUGGUCACUGCUUCUGAGGAGGAAGAUGCUGCUUCUCUUUGUGAGAUUAUCCAGAGCUGACAGUCUCUUCUACCUAUCUUUCCCUGUGCCUCUGUGUCUUUUUCUCCUUUUUACUUCCAUGAGAAGCAGCAGACACUGAGUCUGGAGUUUCUACUCUUGUUGGCUUUUGUGGAUAUCAUAUUCACUAACAUUUAUCACCCUGACACUAUCUCGCUGACACUGUCUUCAUUGUUCUGCAUCUCAGUGGACAGAAAGUGGGAUCUUUAAGCACCUGGGACAGUCAGGUUCCUACUGCUAAGUCCAUAGAAAAGAAAUACCUCACUUCAGCCUUUGGAAGUGCCACCCCAAAGCAAUUACAUGUAUAGACUCACCCGUUAACUUUGUCAUCAAAGCUCAGCCUGUCUCAUCCAUUUACCUGGGUGAAUUCCUCUACCCCUAGUUCAAUUUCAAUGCCUGUAUGUACAAGCAUCUUGGUAGUUGGAGUUGGCUUGUAAAAUGAAGGAGGCUGAGGUUCUCCUUUGAGUCCCACAUGACAGGGUUCUUUCUUCAUCAGCUUCACACAGCUGACCAGGUGGAGUGAGGCUGGCACCCAGCUUGUGAGCAUUGUUGAUGCUUAAAAGCAAAGCUGGUUUUGAAGGAAGACCCUGGGCGGGUGAGAACGCAGUGUGUGGUGAGCAGCCCUCUUGUUGACUGGAGGGAGGAAAGGAACAGUGCAAGGAUGCAGUUAUUGGGCCUCCCUGGGCUUUUUUUUUUUUUUUUUUUUUUUGAUUUGCAUUUAGCUUUCUGCAAACUCUUCCCCUAAAGCUUGGACACUCAGGCCAACUCAUUGUCUAUGUUUUAGAAUGGCAACAUUACAUAUACCUACCUACCUACACAAUCUCUCUCUGACAUACACAUCUCUCUUUUGUACCAUUCUGGCCUCUUCUUUUAGUCAUCCAUUGACAAACAGUGAAGAGUUUGACUGCAGUAGGAUUUUGUCUUAGUCAAAUAUUGCAUUUCUAUGAUAUUUUAAUGCCUUUUUUAUUUGCCAUCCCCAAAAACAGGCAUCUGGGAAUGCUCUAGCAAGAGGUAUAUUCAAAGAACAAGAACCCUAUGUGGUAUUUAUGUUUGUAUUUAUUUAUUUUCACAUGAUGGAAGGGGAAAAAGCUUUGUGGCCUUUCUCCAUGCAGCCUGCUUGCUGCUGCCCAUAGCCAUAGGUUAUUCUGGUGAAGAGCAUGGGCUGCUGUGGUUUUCUUACCAUGUUUCUGGUGAUGUUAAAGCCACAGUCAAAGUUUCUUAGUUUGGGCCUGUGCAAAUUGCUAGUAACACAGGGUAAACCUUAGAUAGUCAAGAGCAAAUGGAUGCUGCUUUCUGAAACACUGGGGUGUUGCCAGUAUUUUGUUAUAUUGAAUAUAUUCCCUGUGUCCUGGCUACCAUCUCUGCUUAAUUUUUCCACCAAUUCCCUGCCAGAAGUGCACAUUGAGCUAGAAAAAUCUAAAAAAGCUAAAACAUCUUGGGUGAGAUUUUAGAUCAAUAAUGGUUAUUAUUUAUUUAUUUAUUUUUGUAAUGGAGAAACAAUUGAAGCCAAUUAUUUUUGGAAUAUAAUUUCCUCACGAAGGCACAAAUGCUCAUAACUUCCUAUCCCACUAAUUCAAGAGGCAUUUUUCAGCUGUGAUCUUCCAGUAGGAAUCACAAAAAUAAGAGCCUGAUGAUUUACUGUAAGAACUGGAGGAUAUAUGCAUGCUAUGGCAAUGUUUCUAUGGUCCCUUAGAAAAAUGGUUAUUGUAAUAACUGGUGAUGGAUGCUUAAAUAGAAGGCUUUGCUGAGGAAAGCAUGUCAGUGUGAGGGUUCAGAGAUGGUGUAUGUGUGUAUGUACAAUGUACACAGAUAAAUGUCAGAAAUAACUCCACUGCUAUACUGUGGUAUGGGUACAGACUGCGUGGUUUGGAGUAAUCAUUAUGUUGCCUUAACUUUCAGCACUGCCUUUUUCUUACUGUUAUUAGGGUCUGUGCAGUGUGACACACAGGUGAUGAUAUCCAGGGGUGGAUGGGAAUGUGAUGUGUGGAGAGUGGGAAAGCACUGGCCAGGGACAACCUCUGAAGGGCUGAGAUGGGUUUCUAAUGGGGGUUUGCAGAGGUUUUAAAUCCUCCGCAGUCUCUUGGUAAUGUCCUGAUGUUAUUCUGUAUUAGUCCUGCAAGGAACAGAGAGUCAAGGCCUUCCCUCACCUACACAACACACUGCUGACUUAACCUGUGUAGUACUCAGGAUGGAAGCAGAGCCUCAGAGAAGAGGAGCACACGUUUUACAGUAUUAAUGCCUUAGCAAAGGGUCUUUUUACCCAAGAUCCAGAAAUUGUUCACUAAAGGCUCCCAAAUGACUAAUAUGUGUUAGAAAGGCAACAUUAUUGCUGCCUACAAGUCUCUUCAGGCUGAUGUGGACUCAGGAUUUGUGGCCCCCUUUCUAAGGAAGUGUGAGCCACAGGCCAUCGGAUAGGCUUUAUGCUGAGAACCGAGUUUCUGGACAACCUCAAAUCACACAUCAGCCUGUGUAAUGGGUGUUACAAAAAGAAAUACAAAAUGUGCAAAUUCAGAGAUGAUGUCACCUGCAAAAUGUUCAGUGCAAGAAAGUCCAUGCAAACUGUGUGUUUGGGUGAAUGAGGCUUUUAUUGUUCCCAUUCUCCAAACACCUCAAAUAUAUUGCAUCAUUUUGUUUAAAUUACAAAUUUAACAGAUAUCCAGACAAUCAUUCACACUCAUCAGAUUUACAGUUUUCCAUGCAUGACAAACUAAUCUGGAUUUUGACAAACUUUUGUCUUCUCUCCUAAAUCAAUGGACUGUAUGUGAACAUCCUUGAACUAAUGGGAAUUGUUUCUGUAUACAGAUCCCAAAUUUGCAUCUCAGACCACUUCCUUUGCUGAUGGAAAUAGCCCAUUUUUAUCUUGUUGGAAUGUUUACUUUGGAGGCCACAAAUGUUCUUUCCUUAUGCUUAGGCAAUCUGGGAGGAGAAUUAGGUUUUGCCUGGCUAGUUUUCACAACUGCAUGCAGUGAGAAAAUGUUCAUAUAGCUUCAUGAGCACUGAAAUUAUUUUAGAGUUAUUUCAUAUAUAGUUAGUUCAUGGUCUACCCUCCUGAAGUGUAUGUUUUUAUUUUUGUUCUCCACAAGAAAGAGUAAACCCAACCUGAACUAUAUUUUACCAUUCACAUGUACAAACCUAAGGGUAUUUCUAUUUUUUAUUAUUCUUUUUUUGCUUGCUUUAAGCAAUAACAUUCCAUUUCUGAAUCUAACAACUGCACAGAAGACAGCACUCUGAUGUACUCCUGGCAUAGAAGAGAAAAACACAACUGUACUCUCUCAAAAAAAUUUAACAUUUGUUUCUGGGAGGUUAGACAAUGAUUUACUUAAUAUAUAGCAAGUACUGCUUAUUUCAAGGCAGGCAUUAAUUGAUAGCAUCUUUCCAUUCUGUUGCUGGGAGGAGUAUAUAUAUAGCAAUGCUUUCUCUUUAGUUUCUUUUGUCCAUGCCAAAGAAUGUAAUCGAACUGAUAUUGCAAACAUAGAUUAAUGUGAAUGUAUUCACCCGAGUGCUUAAACCUUUCUACCUCUCCUAGCUGCUAUAACUGAUUGAAGUGUUCUUGCAUAAAACAGUCAAAAGAACAGAAUGCAUGUAAAAGCCUAAAUCCUAUUUUCAUUUAGAGCUUAAGGAUUUAGGAUUUAUCUUAUUAACUUCCUGUCAGAUACUUGUUCCUAUAAAAUGGGCAUAGGCACCCAAGAAAGGCUCUGAGAAUAGUCCUUUCGAUUGGUCAAAUAAUGUUUUAUUUAUUUAUAUAUUUAUUUAAUUUAUGUCAGCAACUGUGACUUGUUAGACAUGGAAAGUUAUCUUACCUGACAAGUAGGAUUUCACAAGGGUGGCAGAAAGCAUGCAGCUGCUCGUUAAAAGGGCUGUGGCCCUCCUUUCCCAGCCCUCCCCACAGGGAGGGAAGGUGCAAGGCACAGGCUUUUAACCUCCCUGCCUCCUGGGGAGGCAUGAGCCUCCAUCUGCAUGGCAAAUGCUCUCACCAUGCUGUUAUUCUGGAUCUCCCUCAAAUCUUCCUGUUAGAACUUUUCUACUUGGCUUGAAAUUCCUAAAAACUAACAUUUAACAUCGUGCUUAUGGUAUUUAUCAAGGAGAUAAAGUACCUGGCAGCAAGAGCAGCUCACUGAAAUAGCUUGAAUUAUUUGUUUGUGGUGGAAAGGUUUUGAUCCCUCUUUCUUCCCACCUAUGAGAAGGUUUUGACCCCUCUUUCUUCCCACCUAUGUUGCAAAGUGAGGGUGGAGAUACCCUGACAGGAGGAGGGAAUGAAGAUCCAUCAUUGCAGUUGACCUCUUGGGUGAUUUCUCAUGCAAGCAGAUAAAUGGCCCUGUGGCAAAAUUCCUUAUUUUCCCUUCAUUUCCUUCCACAUUUGGGCAACUUUGACUUCAGUUUAUAUACAGGUUCUGCAUAGUAUUUACAAAUGAGAGAGAAAUUGCAGCUCUAUAGCAAACUGUACUUUUUGUGGAAAAGAAAAUAUGAAAAAACAUUUCAGCUUUUCUCUUUCCUCAUUGGGCCCUCUGGGGUUCGACGCCAAACUCUUCCCUUUACACAAGCCAGGCCUGAUUUGUCUGACAUGUUGCUCUGAAAGGUUCCCAAGGCUGGUGCCAGCACUCCCUUGAGGAACCUGGUGGAGUCAAACAAGUGGGAUAUUAAUCCACAGAUUUUAAGGAAGGGAAAUGUUUUAAAAUCAUCUGUCAUGGUAUCCCAUAUAACACACUCCAGAGCUUUUCUCCCACUUGCUCCUGCAGCAGAAGGAAUUAUUUUUGCCUGUUAACACUGUGAGGUGCAAUAGUUUGUGCCUGAAAUACAGCACAUCCUCCUGCAGCACACUGGAUCUUGAUGUAGUCAGUUAACCCUAGCCACAUUUCCUAGGCUGCUGCAAUGAUUUUAAUCCUCUUUGUUGAAUCUGUGGUCACCAUUUGGCUUCUAAAGGUGCUAACAGACUCCUUAAACCAAAGCUUUUAAGAGAUGACAGCAGUCCUUUUGCCAAAUGACUGCAGGAAGCUCAGUGCUGAAGAGCAUCCUUCAGGGGGAGAACCACUGCAGUGGGUCCACAGCCAGCUCAGAAAGGUGGCAUCAGAGAUAUUUUAGACAAAUACUAUCUGGGUAAAACUACUACAGUUUUUCAGCCCAAUUGAGAAAUCAAUAUAUUAUGAUCUAAAAUAUACUGUCAUAUGAGUUUUGCAGGCUUUUGCAGGUUUUUUAUAUAUAAAAAAAUAAAAAGUCUGUUCCACUGACAUUUCCUUCCCCUGAAUCCUUUCUUCUUUAAAAACAUUUCAGGAAAAAUUUCACAGGGUUUUUUAUUGCCAUCAGGCUAAUCAGGCAUUAUUUCUCACAUCUCUUCCUAUCAGGGACAAGCACAGUCAAGAGGGACAGGAGAGUGCCAUGCUUCAGAAUAAAAAUAGAUAGUGAGGAGAACUGUUAGUGCUCUUCCCGUGAGCGAUUUCAGCAUUCAGGCUGUGACAUGAGGGAUCCAGCAUGGCAGAGCCUGGGCUGGCAGUGCUGACGCUGACUUCAGCCUUAGCUUGGACCAUGCAGAUUUUCACAAUUUGUUUUGGAAGUCUCCAGGUUUCCAUAAUUUGUUUAACUGUUGAAAGCAGGACUAGGGCAGAUCCUUAGCUGGUGUACGCAGCUUAGCUUUGUGAGCCUCGCUGGAGCCACGUCAGUCUGCACAAGCUGAGGGCAGAGCCUGGUCUGUUUUGGAUCUUCUUUCUCAUGCUUUGUAUGCUCUUCUGCAGUGUAACAAGUGCUGAUUUGGAGCAUUAAUUGCAUGCAUUUGACAGAAACAGAAUUCGAGUUAGGUUUAUUGUUUUGAUACAGUCUCAAAAGGAAAGCUUUUUACUAGCGUUUUAAUACAGCCAUUUGUAAACACCUGGCAAAUAAAAAUUGCGAGUCUAAUCCUUCUGCUAGUGGAGUCAUUGACAAAAUUCCCUUUGGCUUUAGUAGGAGUUGGACUGGGUUCAGUGUAAGUGCUAUACUCUAGUGUUAAUGAUAAUGAUUUAAUGUUUUAUAUAUCGAUGCUUUUUUGCUGGACAGUGCAUUGGCUUUUUAUGAUUUGGUGAUAUAUACGAAUAAACUACUUGAAACGUUAA